Messenger RNA from Cydia strobilella, 5932 nucleotides. RefSeq names its product BSD domain-containing protein 1-like. The record is from RefSeq and is a predicted model, not a curated record. The transcript has 9 exons. Gene Ontology annotation, cellular component: cytoplasm. NCBI's taxonomy places the organism in Eukaryota, Metazoa, Arthropoda, Insecta, Lepidoptera, Tortricidae. The coding region runs from base 158 to 1303 and encodes 381 amino acids.
UUUUAACGAAGAAAAAAAGUUGCCUUAAUGUCAACGCAAACAAAACUAUGUCAAAUUUGUUGUAAAUUUCGUGUAACAAAACAUACAAAAUCAGACCAAAUUUAAUGUGCAGAAACCCAUGUGCCCCUUUUAUUUUCAUUUUAAGUGAACCUGCUUCAUGAUGGCUGAAAAGUCUCCUGAUGUGCAGGCGAGUGAGCCCGGUACUCCACAAGUAGAGCAGCCGUCUGGUAACUGGUGGGACUCUUGGAUCACAUCAGCUAAGACCAAGUCAGCGGAGGUAUACUCUAUGGUGAAAAAGGACCUGGACGAGAUCGGCUGUGCAGUGAAGAGCGAAGCAAGUCAUGUAUUCAGCACAACGUCUACGGCACUCGGGAAGACGCUUAAGCUGGAUGAACCUGAAUCACCCGCAAAUGUGAUGAAGAAAAGUCUCAGCACUUUUAUUGGACAAGUGAGCACAGUUCUCAACCCUGAACCAGACGACGAAGAUGACACGGAGGUCAUCUUGUCUUCUGGAGACACCACUAUGCUGUCCACGUACAAGAAAGAGCUAGAAGCCCUCCAACGUGUAGACGCGACAUAUCUCGUCCCAGCUUCAAGCCCUGAGCUAGACGCAUGGCGUGCCUCCCUCGAGCUGGGUUCGGAGCUGAUCUCGCCCGUCUCGGCCGCCAAGCGUCUCGCCGCCAGCCCACUGCUGCGCUCGAUGUAUGACAAGCUUGUGCCUGAUGCCGUCUCUCAUGAAGAUUUUUGGGAGAGGUACCUGUUCCGUGUAGCGUUACUGCAGGACCGUUUGGCGGCCGCUGCGCGUCGUCUGCCGGCUACAGAUACUGAUCCUGUAUUGGCGCAUUUACCCCGACAACAGACCGACCCUAUACAACAGAGCCCCAAGAAAGUACUAUCCGGUGUCGAAACCGAAGUAGAGGACGAACCAAGCGAGCAAACCGAGCCAACCGAGCCUUUGGUACUAGCGGACACUGUGGCUUGGGAGGAUGAAGACUUCGCGAAUGACGUGGAACUGACCGAAGAACAACAAACCCUACUUCUAGAAGAAUACGAGAAGGAAAUAUCCAGCAAGAAGACAAAACAAACCUCGUCCCGCGACCUGGCCAACAACAACGUCAAAAACAACAAGAAAAACACUGGCAACACUAAACAGAAAAAUAAAAAUGGCGUCAAAGGUAAAUCUGACGUUUGUGGAAACGAUUUGGUAGAAGACUAUUUUGGGGAAAAGGAGGUAAAAGAUGAUGCUAGCGCCAAUUCGGAUGAGAGUUGGGAGAAAUUUGACAUUGACGAGGAAAAAGCUUAAUCCGGCCAUAGAUUAGAAUAAAUGUGACGUUCCACGGAAAAAGGUACCUUAUGGCGGCUGGCGCUUACGUCACAGCACCGCAAUAGUAUUGUAGCGGCGUUAAUAAUAGCGUAAAUAAGGUACCUUUACCCGGGGGACGUCACAAAUAUCUUAGCUUUGAAUGCCUUGUAAGGUUAUUAUAGUUGGGUCAAACACUCGCUGCAUGCGGAUACGUAGUGUGCUCUCUGUCACACCUACCUGAGGCGGGCGGCGUCCUGUCUCUUUUUUAAUUGCUUCGUGUGUAACGAGUGUUUAACACAACUAUACAUGGUUUUACAUAAGUUUCAAAUGUAUUUGAAGAUGCCCCUGAACUAGCUAUGACAAAAAUACAAUCAUUUUUGUUCACUAAUAUUCACAGGCUCCGCCAUUUUUGAAACUGCAAAAACUGAAUUAACAAAAAACACUCUUUUACGGAUUUCGCGAUUAUACUGCCUCACAACCUAUAACAACCGUAAGUUAUAUCGGAAAACUAGUUUGUUAUGGAUUUUUUCAUUAGCGAGAAUACGGUAAUUAAAUAUUUUGUAAUAUAUUACAAAAUUAUAUUAUGUAGUUUUCGAAUUUUACUGACGGCUAAUACGGCUAUUCUGCGUCGUGGCGCAAUAUAGCCCUGAAGCGAAGAUUCAUCAAUGCCAUUAAUAGACUGAGCUAGUUUCGGAAAAUGGUACAUGAUAAUAAGCAAGAGCAACGGAAAAAAAAUGCUGCCCUGUCAUUCUGACCUCCACCUAUCAACUGCUGCCAGACGCUUGGAUCCAGUGAUUAGGAUAGUAUAGUAAACUAGUGGCUAUAUGUGACGUUUUCAACCAAAAGGUACCACGUUGUUGGUUGUCGAUAAGGUUGAUUUCAAAUUGAAUCUAUAUGGAAAUACCGCCUUAUUGACAACGGACAAUAAGUACCCUUUUGAUUGAUAAUGACACAUAUGAGCUGUAGACCUUGCGUUAAGCUUAGAAAGUGUAAAAGUAAAAAAUAGUUCGUUGAGUCGUUAUAACAGUGAACUCACAAUGGUCUUAAGCGCCAUAGACGAUAUUGGCCCUUAAGUCCUUCAUGUCAAUUGGAUCGACAACUUGAUUUUAUUGAAUCAUAGAAUCUUGUCACAAAAUAUCAUGAGAAUCGGUUAAGAAUUGCGACCUGUAGAGGAGAACAUCCGGACAUACGAAAGCAAUAUGCCCGAGUCAGAACGGAGACCUUCGCUACAACCUUCGCUCUCGACGUCAUCACAGAGCGGACACGCCAUACAUCAAAAAUCAUUUGCGCUUCUAUGUGUGAACGGCACGUCUGUACACACGUCAUGCAGCAUUGUGUGAGUAAGUUGCUUAAAAACAGUACUGAGCGGCCGGCAAACGGUCGUCAAUCUGCUGUCGCGGGGGAGGUAAUUCGAAUCGGGGCGGGGCGGUGCGUGGCCGUUCUGUAUGAUAAUACUAUUACUUAUUCUGUAACGUCAUGAACCGUUUUCCGAGGUUAGCUCUAUAUAAAAAAAUAUAGUUUUUCGAUUUCAAACGGGCCCCGAACGGCUUAUCCUUUGUCAAUUGUUAAGUAAAACGGCGCGUGCUACUACCUGUAUAAAAAAAUGGUUGGAUCGCUUUAACCGGUUAAUGAAUUACGACUCUAUUGUAAUUGGAAUAAGAUUCAAAAUGAACUAAUGGAAAAUGGAAUGGCCGUAUGGGGCCCGUUUGAAAUCGAAAGACCAUCACAUCCUCUCUCCCUGUUGCAUUUAUUUUUGCCUGAAUUUAAACUUCUUGGUUUAGGCGGUCUUCAUGCUGCAUACGGAUCCGCCCGCCGCUUCGGUGUGCGAGCGGGACGUCGCUACUUGAAUCACUGUCUCGCUCACGCACCGAAGCGGCGGGCGCGUCCGCAUUAGUAAUGUCCGCUUUAGUUAGUAGCCUGCUCUUUCGAAUAAAUAUGUACAUACGCAAGUGCGAGUGAGACGAGUAUAACAACUAUUUGAUGCCAUUUCUCGUUUUAAGAUUUUUGCCCCAAAAAUGUAAAUGAUAGCAUAGAUGCGUUAUUCAAGAAUUUAUCAAUAUAUAUAUAUAUAUAUUCAUAAAGCUUAGCAUAUCUAUGUUAAAUUUUUGUCUCUUUCUAAUACAAAAAUGUUAAAAUGACAGAUAAUUAUCCAAAUACCCAAGAUAGGUUUGAAAGAAAUCUGUUAUAAUUUAAGAUUAAAUCAUGCUUUUGUACCAGCUAAAAACUGUCCUAAAUGUAAUGCAAAUAUGCAAAGCAAAUUUCUGAAGUGUAAAUAAUUCUAGGAAUUAUCGAGUGAUGUAUUUGUAAAAAUCUGCGUCCAAAACCAUACUAUGUAAAUGUAGUAAUCGCUAUCAAUAUAUCUAAUCGGCUAAGGUGCUCAUAAAUAUCUGAAUACGUAUGUAACAUCAAGGGUGCUCAGAUGUUUUUGAGCAUAUUGACUGCAUAGGUAUAUAUGAAGGUGAUAUUGACAUGUAAAAGUGUGAUAACCGAGUAACUUAUCCUUUAGCCGCCCACGAAUCAAAAUUGAGCCCAAUUCGAACGUACAUUUUGAUAUUAAAACGAUAUCAAAACUAAUGGUUCUGUGAGCUGUAGACCUCGCGAUAAGUAUAGAAAAUGUUAAAGUGAAAAAUACUUAGUUCAUAUAUACAAUUAUUGAUUGAUCAUAAACCCUAAUUUGAUAUUCAAGAUAAUGCAUAUCUGUAAGUUAUAGAAAAAAAUCGUAGUUUUUCGCGACAUCCUUUCCCACGGCCGACGUGUUGGAUUUGCAUAGUUCAUUGAGUCAUUGGUCAGUGAACUCACAAUGGUCUUAAGCGCCAUAGACGCUAGUGGUGCUUAAACCCUUUAUGCCAAUGGGGUUGGCAACUGUCAAAGGUUUUCACAGAUGGCGCCAUCAUAGCUUGCCCCUUUUUCUAUGAGAUUUGGCUUAAAGGGCUGGCAUUCAGGGCAUUAAAAAAACAAAAAUUUGACACAAUUCUAAGGGAUUGACAGGGCAAGCUAUGCUGGCGCCAUCUGCUAAUUACUUCGACCGGCCAACCCCAUUAACGCAUCUUGAAAAGUUUCAAAUACUGCGGUGUCAGCAUGGUUGCAUUUUUAUCACCUGUCACUAUGCCUGUCACUUUCGCACUUACCUAUUUGUUAAAACGUGACAGGCGUGGUGACAGGCGAUAAAAAUGCUACCGUGCUAAGGCCGCUGGAUAGACAGAAAAAAAAUCUAUUUUAAUCAUAGAAUCUGGUUAUAAAAUUUCACGAGAAUCGGUUGAGAAUUGCGACCUGUAGAGAACAUAAGGACAUACGAAAGCAAAUUGCCCUAGUUAAAAGGGACACCUUCGCUAACGCAUCGGUCAAUUAUGCCAUAUCGUUGUCAUUCGCGCCUGCAUUUCGCUCGUACUUGUCCGUACAUGUAUUAGCGCGCGCGAGACGUACGGGCGAAUCUAGAUACCAUUUUGAUGUUUAAAUGUAAGUAUGAAUUGGCCUUCUUUCCAAGACAAUUCCAAUUAUGAAUUGUCACUCAAGAUUCAAAAUACAAUCGAACGGGAGGCCUUUUUAAAGGACUCUGGGCCGCUAGAGGAUUGAAAUAAUUAUAAAUUAUGAUAUAUAAAUUAUGAUAUAGAUAGUAGUAAGUAGUCUAAUAGUAGUAUUUCAGCUUUUCUAUACGUUCGGUAAGGCAAAGAUGCAUUGAUUGUAUAAGAUGUAUAUAAUUCAAGAAAAUUUCGUGCUUCGAAUAUGAUGGCUGAUGUAGAUGGCGCUGUACGUCUCCGUACAUUAUGCAGUAAUUUUUGUAGGACUCCUAAGAGCCGCGAAAAACGAAAAUCGUGAUUUCGUUAUCUGCCUCUAUCGCACGAACAUGAAGAGUGAUAGAGAGGCAGAUAGGGAAAUUCCGGUUUUCGUUUUUCGCAUUAAACCCUCUUCCGCCAUAUUGGUGGGAGUAGGUACAGUCGAAGGCAAAAAUAUCGAUCCAGACAAAUGGCUCUAAAAUAUGUGAACACGACUUUAUUGUCUGAGGUGUAAGAGCGUACACAUAUUUUUUAAACUUUGGGAAUGUAUAUAUAUUUAUGCCCUUGACUGUACAUCGCGACGCGCCAGGCGGGUUCUCUGUUCUUAAUCGCUUUUCGGUCCUGUGCUGCCCCCUAUAGCGUGCACGCUUCCUCGUCGUGCAUUGAAUUGAAUGCGAUAACUGGUUGUCAAAAGUUGACGUUUGGCAAUCCAGGAACCACUAGGGAAGUCAAACCGGUUUUUAAUUGUAUGAAAACCGGUUAUUAACCGAAAUUACAUACAAAUAAAAACCGGUUUGCAUUCCCUAGUAUCCACAAAACAUGGCGCCAUCUAUUUAAGCUGAACUCAGGGCCACGAUUUUUUCUUAAUCAUUUACACAUCUUAUAUACUUAAUAUAUAUUUGAUUAAGGUCUUAGCUAGAAGUCACAAUGUAGAAUACAUAAUGUAUUUUCGCAGACAAUACGUAUUUUAAGUUUUUUGGCACCAUUAAAUUUCAGUGCAAUAAUUUGGUUUGAAAUAUCUUUAAAUUGUUUAAUACAUAGAUGUAAUCAACCGAUUGUAUGAGUUGACAUUAGAUUUCGUUAUGUUUGUGUAAAUUAUAAUUAUUAAUAUGAAUUAAAGUUAUUAAAAAUCGUA